Messenger RNA from Abrus precatorius (Indian licorice), 3845 nucleotides. Its product is annotated as dentin sialophosphoprotein. The coding region runs from base 60 to 3656 and encodes 1198 amino acids. NCBI's taxonomy places the organism in Eukaryota, Viridiplantae, Streptophyta, Magnoliopsida, Fabales, Fabaceae. The record is from RefSeq and is a predicted model, not a curated record. The transcript has 13 exons.
GAAGUGGUAGGUUUCAACAUAGGCUAGGAGGACGACGACAAAGGAAGGGCAAUCCCAACAUGUACGGCGGAGCCUCCUCCAAACUGGGCCGCGCCGCCCCUAAGCGCCUCCACUCCUCUUUUCCCCUGCCUCCGCCGCCUCACCGUCCAUCCGCCCCCGCCGGUCGUCUCUCCCUCGGCGCCUCCAACCGCAACGCCGCCCGCGGAGCGCCGGCGGCGGUGGAAGAGACCUUCAACCUUGUCGCCGGAAGCAAUCCCCUCGCCUUCUCUAUGAUUAUAAGGCUGGCACCCGACCUCGUUGAGGAGAUCAAGCGCGUGGAGGCACAGGGCGGCACCGCGCGCAUGAAGUUCGACCCCAACCCCAACCAUCCCAACGGAAACAUUAUUGAUGUUGGUGGGAAGGAGUUCAGAUUUACCUGGUCGAGGGAAUUUGGUGACCUCUGCGAUAUCUAUGAAGAGCGUCAAAGUGGCGAAGAUGGAAGUGGCUUGCUUGUUGAAUCAGGAUGUGCCUGGCGCAAGCUGAAUGUGCAGCGUAUCUUGGAUGAGUCAACCAAGAAUCACGUCAAAAUGCGGUCGGAGGAAGCUGAACGCAAGCUAAAGUCUCGCAAAGCCAUUGUCUUAGAGCCUGGGAACCCGUCUAUGAAAAGCCAGAUAAAGGCAUUAGCAGCUGUUGAAGCUACACCUUGGAAGAAUUACAAUAAAAAGAAAGAGGCUGCACUUAAGAAAAGGAAAGUAGAAACCCUUCAAGUUGGAGGCCCCCCAAAAUCUUCCCAUAGAUCUGGAUUGACUUCAACAAGUACUACUAUCAAGGGCAGACAAUCCUCUCCUCUUCCAUCUCCACCAGAUCCUUUUGCUGCUUCAUCCUCUCCACUGGGGGCUGUAAAUAUGUCUAAGAGCUUUGAGGAUGCUCUUCCAUCACAAAUGACAGGCAAGCAAGAUACUAAUGCUGUCUCUGAGAAAGAAAUCCCUACAAGGACAAACAAUGCUAUGAGGAACACACCAGGAGGCAAGGGAAAUAGUGGAUCUAAACCAAUAGAUUUGCAGGGCAUGUUAAUAUCUCUUCUUAAGGAUAAACCUAAUGGAAUGACUUUGAAGGCCUUGGAGAAAGCUGUUGGAGACACACUUCCAAAUUCCAUAAAGAAAAUUGAGCCAAUUAUUAAAAAAAUUGCAAAGUACCAGGCCCCAGGAAGGUAUAUUUUGAAACCAGGAAUGGAUUUGGAAAACUCAAAGAAACCACAGACUGAAAGUGGAAGUUCUCCUGAUGACAAUCGUAGCCAGAUACCUGCUCGUGAAGAGUUUCAUGAUCAGACAUCAGCUCCACAGGGAGGCUGUGAAGAGAAAGUCCCAAAUGAUGAUUUGGAGGAAAUGGUUCAAGUAAAAUCCAAAGUGGAAGAAGAAUCAAACACAUUGGAAAAAGUUGAUGCCCAACAUACUUCACCUGAAGGGCAGGCGGGCAGCUCUAGUGAUAGUGGAAGUGACAGUGACAGUGAAAGUGACAGCAGUGAUAGUGGAAGUGACAGUGGAAGCCAUAGUAGGAGCAGAAGCAGAAGUCCUGCUGGAACAGGGAGUGGGAGUAGUAGUGACAGUGAAAGUGAUGCAUCUUCCAGUAGUAAGGAGGGACUUGAGGGCUCUGAUGAGGAUGUAGAUAUUAUGACAAGUGAUGAUGAAAAAGAGCCAAAGCCAAAACCAGAAGCUUCUGACCAAAGGAUGACCUUACAGGUUCCAGUAAAAUCUCCUGAGAUUGAUGAGAAGCAGAAUGGUAAUGAAUCUGAUGCAGUUGAAAUUGAAAAGGACAUACCGGAGGAACAGGAGGCUGAAAUGGCUCUACCUAUGGCUACCAUUUCCAAUAGAAGUGGAAAAUAUGCUGAAGAGACACAACCUUUUUCACUUGACUAUCAACAGCUCCAGGAACGCCAAAAUUAUAUUGGGAGUUUGUUUGAUGAAAGGGAAAAUGAGGUCAAGGAUAGCUCUAGGCAUGAGCAGUCUGACAGCUCCUAUAGGUUAUCCAAAGGUAAAUGUAGGAGGGGUUCUGAUGUGAGGAGCACUGAUGAGCGAUCUGAGCGUACAAAGAGAUCUAAAGCAGGAAAGUUGACUCAUGAACCAUUUUCUCCUGGAAUGGAUGUGCAGACAUUUGAGAAUUCUCGGAGUUUGUCUCCUUUUGAAUUUACUGAAGACACUUGUAAGGGCCCCCAGAUGCAAAUGUUGAACAGAGCUGAUAAACAAGGAAAUUCCAGUGUUGGCUUACAGAAAGGAUUUAAUCAAGCAUUUCCUGGAAAAUCUAGUUCAGAUUUACCCCAAAAAAAUCAAAGGUCCUUGGAUCAAACUCAUCCCGGAAACCCUUCCUACCCAUUAGAAAAAUCAGUUAAAAAAGGUGAAAGUGUAAGGCAUGGCAAAAAACAUUCAAGAAAAGGCUUUCAUGCACGUGAAGUUUAUUCUGUGCAGAAAGAUAAAUCCCAUAAAGAUGCCUUAAAUGCAGAUAUUCAUGCCACAGAUAAAAAAGUCCCCAGGAAUUCCAGGGAUGGUACUGAUGGAAGUAAACAGUCACUAUCCAUGGAUUCUUAUUACCAAAAACAAGGUGAAAUGGUUGGUAAGUUAAAGGAAGGCCAACAAGGUGUGCAGUCACAGUUGGGAACAUCACCUAAAGACAAGAAUAGAUUUGGUCUUGAUAAAUCACUUCAAAGAGAGCUUUCAGACCUGGAGUUGGGUGAAUUUCGUGAGUCCACACCUGAUGAGACUCACAUGGCAAAACAAUUUGAACAAAAAGAUUCGUUUAAACGUUUGGAAAUCAAAGCAAACAUGUCAGAGGACAGGAAUUCUGAUAUUACUAAAGUAAAACCUUCAUCUAAAGCAACUUCAGAUUCUGGAAAGCAAUCCUCAGUCUUUGUAAAUUCUGGUUUUCCCAGUAAUUCGGAAAGCGCAAAUAAAAAGAACUCAGAUAAUCAUUUUGAAGAUUCAACAAGAUCUCGUUCUAGAGUUAUGCAGACUCAUUCACAACAUUUAAAAGCAGAUCAUGCAGAAGUUGGAGCUCAAAACAAAUUGGCAGAAAUGAGUGGUAAAUUUAGAAAUAAUGAAUCUGGGGUGAGCCAAGAUAUUGAUUUGGAAGGUCGCAGUGAAAGCAACAGAAGAGCGUCUGCAAAUGCAUCUAAACAAGACAGUAGACGUGGAAUGGCUUCCUACCCAGUGAAAGAAAGUAAAAGACAGACACCUAAUUCAGUGGAAGAGAUGGCUGAUGGAGGAAAGGAUUCUGUGUUUGCAGAUAGAAAUAUUAGUGAUCAGAAGAAGAGAGAAUCAUCUUCAGAUGAAAAUAGUUGCUCAUAUUCAAAGUACGAAAAGGAUGAACCUGAAUUGAGGGGACCUAUAAAGACUUACUCCCAAUAUAAAGAAUAUGUGCAGGAGUAUCGUGAUAAAUAUGAUAGUUACCUCUCCUUGCACAAGAUUUUGGACGGUUACAGGGAUGAGUUUCAGAAACUAGGCGACGAAUUUAAAUGUGCUAAAGGUGAUAGAUGUAACGAAAUUGUGGAGCAGAUCAGAGAAUCCUAUCGACGUUGUGGACCGAGACACAAGAGAUUGAAGAAAAUAUUUGUUGUGCUUCACCAUGAACUGGAGAAUAUUAAGCAAAGGAUCAAAGACUUUGCAGAGUGGUAUACUAAAGAAUGAAAAUAGUAGAGUACUAUAUACAUGAUGCGUAGUUGAGUAGAUGAAUUCUUGUGUGAGUUGGAUUUGCACUAGCUUUUAAUACUAAUUUUGGUAGAGCCGUAUAUUUGUAUAUAAAUAAAAUUUUGUAUAUUGCUUUUGGGUAUAGGUCUGGCUUAUUUUUUCCUAGCCUGACCUUCUUUUUGUUUACAU